AAAUUCUUGAUUAUUUACUCUGAAAUUGUCACGACAAAUGUCUUCACGCAAUUUGUAGUUUCAGUCUUCUUGAAGAAAUAAAGUGAUUCAGAUGUGAUAAUGGAUUGCAAGGUGUUGUUCUGGCUGGUACAAAUCUACGUUCAAGUAAACAUGUAUAGUGCAACAGGCAUUUCAUCUAAAUUAGAUUUCGGUGAUCAACCUAAACUCAUAGCUGACUCUAAUAGUAGAUCACACAAACCAAUAAUCAACGAUAAAAUAAAACUAACUUACAAAGUAGGAGAAAACGGGGUUGUAUGUCGCUCGGGAGAAAACUGUAAUAACGUCAAAGUUGAUAAAUCGGAUGAAUCUAUCAACACCGACGUUGUGGUCGAAAUUAAAACAAAAGUUGGCGUAAUUAAAAACAAUAAAACUGAAGAUGUGGAUGACGUUCCCAUAAUUGUAGGAAAACUUGACAGUUUUGGCGACAGAAAUGAACCAAAACCACUUGACGCUUCUCCAGUGCCAAUUACCCCAACAUUCAAUGCAUUUCCACCGCAAAGUUUGUAUUUGGAAAAUGCAAACAAAGAGUACAAUUUCCCUUUAACGCUAACGCAAACUCAAAAUAAUAUAAGGGAUGAACAGGCUAUCCCCAAUACUCGUAUCAACGCAAAAGAAGAGACAAUACUCAGGAUUCCGCACUUCGACCAAAUCUAUCACAGUCACUACUUUGGGGAAAACCCACCUCCGCAAUUAAUUUGGUAUCCGAAGUCUUACGGGAUCGCAAAUUUUGAUCCCAAACUUGGAACGGUCUUCAAACCAUCGACUGGAGAAAGACCAGCGACAGGAUUCACCUGUACUUUCAAAACGGAGGCGACAAAGGGCUUGAAGUGGUAUCCGUCAAGGGGGCGAGUUUACACCAGCGGUGAUCCGGGAAGCCAAAUUAACGACAAGUUAGCGCCACUAAACUAAUAUACAAGAUCUUCACUCUAGAUUGUAAAGUUUUUCAAUGAUAAUAAAAUAAAUGUAAAAAAUA
Molecule: messenger RNA, 1012 nt
Organism: Tribolium madens (black flour beetle)
Lineage: Eukaryota; Metazoa; Arthropoda; Insecta; Coleoptera; Tenebrionidae
Exons: 2
Coding region: 100-948 (282 amino acids)
Source: RefSeq, a predicted model, not a curated record